Messenger RNA from Paramecium tetraurelia, 726 nucleotides. RefSeq lists its product as uncharacterized. Gene Ontology annotation, cellular component: eRF1 methyltransferase complex. The record is from RefSeq and is a predicted model, not a curated record. Gene Ontology annotation, molecular function: protein methyltransferase activity; S-adenosylmethionine-dependent methyltransferase activity. Lineage: Eukaryota; Ciliophora; Oligohymenophorea; Peniculida; Parameciidae. The transcript has 2 exons.
AUGAAAAUCACUUUAAAUAAAACAGAAUACAAAAAUGUAUAUGUUCCAAAUGAUGAUUCAUAUUUAUUUUUGGAUGCUUUAAAGGAAGAGAUCCAAUACUUUCCUUAAAAUGCAAUCGUUGUAGAAAUGGGGUGUGGAUCAGGAAUCUUAAUUGGCAAUGUAAGCAAACUCUUGUAAGAAUAAAAUAACAGAGCUUUAAUGUGUGUUGGCAUUGAUAUCAAUUAUGAUGCUUGCAUUGCUUCAUCACGAAUUAUGCAAGAAAAUUAGAUAUAUUUUGAUUGUAUAAAUUCAAAUGGAUUUGAAGGAUUGGCUUUAGACAAAUCAGGAAUAGAUAUCUUUAUAUUCAAUCCUCCUUAUGUUCCAACUGAAGAUGAGGAAGUUGAAAGAUGCAAAAAAUACUUUAAAGAAAAGUAGUAACUAUUCGCACAAGCUUAUGCAAAUAAUUUGAGAGGUCAAGAUCUAAUUGAAGAAGUAGCUAAAGUUAAUUUAAUUGAUUGUUCAUAUUCAGGAGGAAAGGAUGGUAUGGAAGUUACCUGGAAGAUUCUAGAGAAAGUAACCAAAUUAAUGAAUGCGAAUGGAAUUAUUUAUCUCUUUGUAAUAUAGGACAAUCCUAUUAAUGAAAUAAUUGCGUUUUUUAAAGCUAAAGGAUUUGAAGGUUAUAUAUUAAAAAAGCAACAAAAAUACAACGAAAUUUAACUUAUCCUGAAAUUUGUAUAUAAUAAAUGA